AUGAAGAGCACUACAGCAAGCAGUAUGCAUGAAUACCUGCUGAUAUUGGAUACAGGCAGAAUUUUGCAACCUGCUCAGCGCCAAAGUCCCGCCCUCACAGAGCAUACUCCAAAUAGGCUAGUAGAAAAGACGACUGGCAAGUCAUUGUCAUCUCGACCAGCUAAGCCUUCGACUUCAAAAGCGAGUUUUGACUCGCGAAAGCGCCGAAAUAGCAGAAACCCAUCGGUCGCUCUGAAUUCAAUAGAAGAUCCGGGCUUCGUUCGCUUCCUUCGAGCACAUUCCUCCCCGCUACACCAAAGAGUCACCGCUGGAGGUCGAAUAGUUGCCAUGGAUCCUGUUGACAGACUCUUUCUCGUGGAGGGCAGGGGAGUCCCUGUUGACAGACCUUCCUCUCUCCUGGGGGACAUAAUAGUUCCUGUUGGCGGAACAUCUGCCGCCGCUCUUCAGAAUGCAUCCCACGAUUGGGAAAUUGCACCGCAAGUCAUGGUCAAUGAACCCACCAGUAAUGUACAGCCAAGUGAGCCUGUUCUUGAUACUGUUGAUGCGCAGGUUCCUCAGCCAACUGAGCAUUGGGGUUCCCAGUCUACCACGCCUGUCGAUAGCCCUCCUCGGCCUGCACAUGCGAACAUUACCUUCCCAUCGUCCCUGCUAGCCAACGAUCAAUAUGCACAGUCAAACAGCAGACAAAAUCAUACUUAUGCUCAUGGUGGUAUCUUCCCAACUCCUUUGUCACCCUACAUGCCCCCGGGGCAAUGGUUCCCCCCGGAUAUCUUCGCACCACACAUGCCCAUGGAUAUUCUUGAUCCCAUUUAUGCAAGCUUGAACUUGAACACAAACUCAUCAGCUAUUCGCCGAAUGUCGCCAGAUCGGCUCUUUCAGUCGCUCUUUCCGAUGACCGCGAUGCAUACUGCCCUUCCGCCAGGGCAUUUCUACCUUGCUGCCUGGAUGAGAUCCGAUGAUCACAGGACUGAAAGUUGGAGGGGGUUUGUUGAUAGCUUGGUAGAAGAAACUGCCGGCAACUCGAACUGGGUGGAUGGCCUGUAUCGUGACCUGCUGGCACUAUCUGACCCCAUUGAUCGAAUUAUCAGGGAGCUAGACCAGAUCAUCGCCCGCACACUGGAGACUCGUCCUCGAGAUCGAGACAUGAGAGUCUUGUACAUCAACAUGAGGCAGAUUGUCCAUGAAUCACGGAGGAGGCUUCAAACAUUCUCCAACACGGCACCUAAUAUGGCACCUAACACGGCUCCUAACAUGGCCCCUAACAUGGCGCCUAAUCUGGCGCCUGGGGUCAGCCCUCUCCACUUGCAUCCAUAUUCUGCUUCGACUGGAAUACCGCUUUACCAGUUUCCGUAUGCCCCUCAAAAUGGGUCUAUGAUAUAUAGACCUCAACAUAUCUCCGGAACAUUGAGUGAUGCAUCCAUGGGCACCGCUGGUUUGCAAGAUUUCACUCAGGCUCCCGGUGUACAACCGACUGGCACGGCAAAUUUCACCCCUUCUGGGCCGGACCAGAUAGAGAGUCCGUGGCCUAGCUGGUUCAAUCAAAACAUGUUGCCGAUUUUGAGCCAGCUAGGCCAUGACCAACGCAAUUACGGCACACCCGGUGGUCUUCAUGGAUCCAACAACGACUGGAACCUUGAGAGAGAUACAGAGCCUGGCAUUUUCGAUACUCCCAGUACCCAUGUCGACGGCACCCAUGUCAAUAGCAUGGAAGUCGGUGCUCAAACCAACGGGAUUGGAGUCGGUACUCAAGUCAACGGGAUGGAAUCGUUAUUGUUCGGGGAGCAGGCACACAAUCAUGGCGCGACCGGAAAUUUUCGGAGGGUCUGGAUCCUUGAAGAUUCUCGCACUCUUGAUGCUGCCAGUACUCAAGUCGAUAGUAGCCAAGUCAAUGGCACUUAUUACGAUGGUACUUUGAUCCAUGGUACCUAUGACAACGGAAUUGAAGUCAGUAUCUUCGACGGGCUCAUCGCCAGGAUGACAGAAUUACCUUCAAGUAUUAGAGAUCAGAAUCGGGUGGAGAGGGAGCAAGGGUUUCAUGACCGACAUCAUUUUGCUCCUCCACGCCCUUUUGACAAUACCGAAGAAGGGAAUCAGCAGAUGAUGGAUUCAUACGAAGAACCGACCGCGCCGCAUCGAUCGUCAUUGCCCUCGUCUCUGUCUUCGGAGGCCUGCUUCGAGCUACCGCCAUCGCCAAUGCCUGAAAGCGGUUUCUCUGACAAGUGGCGGCAAUACAGAGAUUCCGGUUACACCGAUGAUGGCGUUGAUGAGUGGCCCCAGCUGGAAGGUGACGCUUCGAUUGAGAGAUUGCGUGAGGACUGGCAAUCUCUCAGCGAAUCCAAGGGUGAGAAUUCCGAUGAUGUCGAGGACACCGGAUCUGAGGGUGGUAAGUCUUUGUCGGCGAAUGUUUACGAUGGGGAGUCGGGUAAUGAGCUUGGAGAUGAGGAUUCGACAGGUGAUGAUGUUGGGUCUGGUGGUACCCCGAACAACGAGCCAAACUUGUCGGGUGAAGACCAAGACGAACGCAGCCACCACCGAAUCAGUAAUCGAGAUGAGACCAUCGGCGCUGAAAGUCCUACCAACGGAAGCCAGAAUGACAAUGAUCAAAUGAGCCUAGUCCUCCUGCCGGUGAAUAUUCCCCACCAUCAACCCAUUGUGCAGCUCAGCACGGCAAAUGUCCAUGGUGAGAUUGCCCAGCCGGGUGGUUAUCAGCACCAUGAGGCUGAUACCAAUACCCUGGUAUCCAACACCGCUCAGGAAGGUCAAGAUGAGUCUGUGUCGAUGAGAGUAAUGAAGGGUUGCAUCAAGGCCUCGUCCUGUUGCUUGUCUGUGCGAAAGGGAUGA
This is a messenger RNA of Penicillium pulvis, 2841 nucleotides long. RefSeq lists its product as uncharacterized. Lineage: Eukaryota; Fungi; Ascomycota; Eurotiomycetes; Eurotiales; Aspergillaceae. The record is from RefSeq and is a predicted model, not a curated record. Bases 1 to 2841 code for a protein of 946 amino acids. The transcript has a single exon.